UUCCUCCAUUAAUAGGGAGACCAAGAAACUGAAAUAACCCAUCUCAGAUCAUCGAUCAUGGAGGGAUCUUCAAUUCCAAACAUUUCCCUUCGACCGAUUGAACUCUCAGACUUAGACGAUUUCAUGGUAUGGGCAACGGACGAUUUAGUGACUCGUUUUUGCAGUUGGGAAAGCUACACAUCUCGGGAAGCUGCCUUGGCUUACCUCAAAGAGAAGGUUAUUCCUCACCCUUGGUACAGAGUCAUCUGCUUGGAGAAUCGGCCGGUCGGAGCUAUCUCUGUGAUACCGGGAUCCGGCAACGAUAAUUGCAGAGGGGAACUGGGUUAUGUGUUAGCUUCUAAGUAUUGGGGGAAAGGGAUUGCUACCCGGGCUGUGAAGCUUGUGGUGUCUUCUAUAUUUGAGGAGUGGCCUCACUUGGUGAGACUUGAAGCCCUUGUGGAUGUUGAGAAUCCAGGGUCACAGAGGGUUCUGGAGAAGGUUGGGUUUCAGAAGGAAGGUGUUCUUAGGAAGUACCUGAUUCAAAAGGGAAGCAUUCGGGACAUGGUGAUGUACAGUCUUCUAUCCCUUGAGGCUAAGCUUGUGGAAUAGAAUGGGUUUUAAUUUCUGGGUUUUAAUCAAUUUCUCAGGGGUGUUUGCCAGAAAAUUCCUGGUUAAACAGAACCUGAUUUAUAUUAUAUCUGUGUGGCUUAUUAAUGGUUUGAUCAUGAAGCUUAAAAAAAACAUUUACUUUCUAUUUUCCAUAUCGGAUCAAUAUAGCCGACUCUAUUCAGUUGGAAUAAGGUUAUAAUUAUUGUUGUUGUUUACUGCUCGACAAAAAGCCUAAGACAGUUUUCCUUCA
This is a messenger RNA of Macadamia integrifolia, 838 nucleotides long. RefSeq lists its product as uncharacterized. The transcript has a single exon. Gene Ontology annotation, molecular function: acyltransferase activity, transferring groups other than amino-acyl groups. Lineage: Eukaryota; Viridiplantae; Streptophyta; Magnoliopsida; Proteales; Proteaceae. The record is from RefSeq and is a predicted model, not a curated record. The coding region runs from base 58 to 588 and encodes 176 amino acids.